UACGAGAAAAGGAUGUGAAAAUAUGGCGAACUUUUCCUGGGAAAUGCUCAGUACGAAACCGUUACUUGUAAGAGUGUGCUAGAGAGCUGCGCAACAGGAGCCUGUGUGACCUGUAGAAGUUUCCUCAGCACAUUGCCAUGGCCUGUAUUGUCAGCCCUGCCAUUACUGCCUGAGGAACAAUGGAGCAACAGGCUGUAAAGAGGAGAGAAAGGGCUGCAGGCAUCUCAGCCAAAUCCUUUGGAGGGAAAGUGGUUGAAAAUUCAAUUCUUGGUAAAGAAGAAUUUAUUGAGAAAGUACGCCAGAGCAAUGAAGCUUGUAAAAAUGGAGACUUCGAACUGGCCAUUGAGCUGUACAGUGAGACUUUGCAGGUCGACCCCCAGAACUGUAUUUUGUACAGCAACAGAUCCGCUGCUUUCCUGAAAACUCAGAAAUAUGAAAAGGCUUUGGAUGAUGCAAUCAAAGCACGACUUCUGAAUCCAAAAUGGCCAAAGGUAUGAGAUGUUAUUAUUUUAAUUAUUUAUUUAUGUUUGAUAAAUGGGGGUACAGAAAAUCUUGUUAAGUAUUAUAUAUUUUAGAGCAAUUAGACCCUGAUUUGUAGAAAGGCAACAUUUUCAUUCUUUUUACUUUUUGAUUAGGCACUAAGGUAAAACAUUAGCAAUUUACUUUUACCAGUAUACCUUAGCUCUUUGAGCGGUUCAUAGAAUUCUGCAGACACAAACAUCUGUGGUCAAAGAUACUGGACGCUGGAAUUGGUCAUGGAGAAAAUAAUUAAAAUCUAAGCCUCAAUGCAACUUAAAGCUGAACUUCAGCUUUUGAUACACUUUACAUAGUUUGUUUGGGCCAAGCUGACCCAAACAAACUAUGUCUCUCA
Molecule: messenger RNA, 871 nt
Organism: Rana temporaria (common frog)
Lineage: Eukaryota; Metazoa; Chordata; Amphibia; Anura; Ranidae
Product: tetratricopeptide repeat protein 28-like
Exons: 2
Coding region: 180-497 (105 amino acids)
Molecular function (GO): Hsp90 protein binding
Source: RefSeq, a predicted model, not a curated record